AAUCAGAGUCGUUGGUAGAAUUGGCUAAGUUUAUCAUGGCUUCGCAUCUGGGCAGCACUAAUGGAACACACACAAUGUUAUCUGUGAGAGUGUAGCAGGAGCCAGAUUUCCUGAUCUAAACAGCCAUAUCCUGCUUUAUGGGCAUAGGAAGUGACCAGGUCCAGCCUGUUCCCGCAGUGCGGAGGAGCGCUAUCCCCGGCAGGUCACAGCUCAGGGCAGGCACUUUCUUCAGUAAGAGAACAUAAGGCAGGCGGAGUCCGAUGAUGUCACAGGAAGCUCUUAUGUUUCCUGUUGAUGAUCGGAGACAUUCACUUUGGCGUUUUUAUACAUUGGGUCUUCUUCAUAUGACAACUGCGUUACCUUGUGGCGAAGACUGAAGCACUGAGGGCUGCCAUUGUCUUUCUUCCCGGGGAUCCGCUUGCACUGAGGGCUGUAAUUUAAGAAGAGACAACUUCUAUGACAUAUCUCAGCAAUGGGGAAAUAUCUUCUUGUAAUUCAUAUCUUAGUUGCUAUAAUAACAAGAACUCAUACAAUGAUUGACCAGAAGGAGGAGACUACUGAAUCAGUGGAGCAAGCUUUUCAAGCAGUUGGUGUUACAAGGAACAAGAUUAUGACUGCACAGUUUGAGUGCUAUCAGAAAAUAAUGCAAGAACCAACACACACAAAGGAAGGUCGGGUUUGUAAUAGAACAUGGGAUGGAUGGUUAUGUUGGGGAGAUGCAACAGCAGGAGACAUUUCUGAGCAACACUGCCCAGAUUAUUUUCAGGACUUUGAUCCCUCAGAGAAAGUUACAAAGCAUUGUGAUGCACAUGGAUACUGGUUCAGGCAUCCCGACAGUAAUAGAACAUGGACAAAUUAUACACAGUGUAAUGCCUUCACGAUUGAAAGAGUGAAGACAGCCCUCAAUUUGUUUUACUUGACCAUUAUUGGACAUGGAUUGUCGGUCGCAUCACUUUUGAUAUCUUUAGGAAUUUUCUUUUACUUUAAAAAUUUAAGCUGCCAGAGAAUUACCCUCCACAAGAAUCUUUUUUUGUCCUUUGUCUGCAAUUCAGUGGUCACAAUAAUUUCAUUAACAGCUGUGGCAAACAACCAACCUUUGGUGGCUACCAACCCAGUCAGCUGUAAGGUAUCUCAGUUCAUCCACUUUUACCUCAUGGGAUGCAAUUAUUUUUGGAUGCUGUGUGAAGGAAUAUAUUUACAUACACUUAUAGUAGUUGCUGUAUUUGCGGAAAAGCAGCACUUGAUAUGGUACUACUUACUUGGAUGGGGAUUUCCACUGAUACCAGCUUGUAUACAUGCUGUUGCUAGAAGUUUGUAUUAUAAUGACAACUGCUGGAUUAGUUCUGACACCCAUUUACUAUAUAUUAUUCAUGGACCUAUUUGUGCUGCAUUGUUGGUGAAUCUUUUUUUUCUGCUGAAUAUUGUUCGUGUUCUGAUAACAAAACUGAAAGUUACACACCAAGCUGAAUCUAAUCUCUACAUGAAAGCUGUGAGGGCAACUCUAAUCCUUGUGCCCCUUCUUGGAAUUCAGUUUGUAUUGCUUCCAUGGAGACCAAGUGGACGAAUAGCAGAAGAAGUCUUUGACUAUAUUAUGCAUAUUCUCAUGAAUUAUCAGGGAUUGCUGGUUGCAACAAUAUUCUGUUUCUUUAAUGGAGAGGUGCAAGCUGUUCUAAAAAGACACUGGAAUCAGUACAGAAUUCAGUUUGGAAAUAGCUUUGCACAUUCUGAAGGUCUCAGAUCAGCUUCCUACACUAUAUCUUCUAUCAGUGAAGCUCAGGGUACCACCUUCACGCAUGACUAUAGCAGUGAGCAUUCAAAUGGAAAAAACUACCAUGACAUGGAAAAUAUUUCUUAUAAACCAGAAAAACCUUAUAUGUAAUGUGUGUUUCUGCUCCAGCAUUACUGUUUAUGCCUGCUGCAUUUAUUAUUGGAUGUAACUGCUGUCUGAAUGCAAUAUCUACUUUUAAACAUAUAAAGUGUGUCUCAAAAUAUAUUUAUAUAUACUUUUUAUGCAAAGUAUGUUUGUUGUAAACUCCAUUAAAAUGUGUUUGCACUUGUUACUCUUCUAUAAGAGGUAUGUGAAUAAUGACUUCUUAUGUUGAUUUUUAAGUAAAAUAUUCUUUUUUUUUUUUAAGUGCCAGUACCGUAGGUUAUAUUUUCUCUUUUAUUACACAGAAAUGUUUAUCAUUACUAUGUAUUUUGAUGCUUACAUUUCAACUACAAUCUGCCGCUUACAGUUUGAUAUCUUGCCUGCAAGUUCUUUAUACUAUAAAAGCUCUUGUUAAAGGGAAAAGUAGAUAGUGUGCUAUUUUUUAUGUGAAAAAAACUAAUCUGAAACUAAAAACUAUUAUAUUAAAGCCAUACAAUAAAAUUGUA
Messenger RNA from Hyla sarda, 2376 nucleotides. RefSeq names its product calcitonin receptor like receptor (gene CALCRL). The transcript has 13 exons. NCBI's taxonomy places the organism in Eukaryota, Metazoa, Chordata, Amphibia, Anura, Hylidae. Gene Ontology annotation, biological process: adenylate cyclase-activating G protein-coupled receptor signaling pathway; cell surface receptor signaling pathway; angiogenesis. The record is from RefSeq and is a predicted model, not a curated record. Gene Ontology annotation, cellular component: plasma membrane. The coding region runs from base 473 to 1879 and encodes 468 amino acids. Gene Ontology annotation, molecular function: adrenomedullin receptor activity; calcitonin receptor activity; calcitonin gene-related peptide receptor activity.